AGCUCAGCCCCGGGGCGGUGCCAUCCCGGGGCGGAGGCGGAACCCGGUGCCGAUUGUGGUCAAACCCCGACGGCGACAGUGUUUAUUACCCACCCCCCCACUAACUCCCCCCUCCCCCCCAAAGCCCCCCGUGUGUGUGUCCCCCCGCAGCUCUGUCGGGAUGUCGCGACCCUUGUCGGAUCAGGAGCGGCGGCGGCAGAUCAGCAUCCGCGGGAUCGUGGGAGCUGAGAACGUGGCGGAGCUGAAGCGGGGCUUCAACCGGCACCUCCACUUCACCCUGGUCAAGGACCGCAACGUGGCCACCCCCCGGGACUACUACUUCGCCCUGGCCCACACCGUGAGGGACCACCUGGUGGGACGAUGGAUCCGAACCCAACAGUACUACUAUGAGAAGGACCCCAAGAGGAUUUACUACCUCUCCCUGGAGUUUUACAUGGGGCGGACACUGCAGAACACCAUGAUUAACCUGGGGCUGCAGAAUGCUUGUGAUGAAGCCAUCUACCAGCUUGGGCUGGACAUGGAAGAGCUGGAGGAAAUUGAGGAGGAUGCUGGGCUUGGCAAUGGUGGGCUUGGCAGGCUUGCUGCUUGUUUCCUCGACUCCAUGGCCACCCUGGGGCUGGCUGCCUACGGCUACGGCAUCCGCUACGAGUACGGCAUCUUCAACCAGAAGAUCCGGGAUGGGUGGCAGGUGGAAGAAGCUGAUGACUGGCUCCGACAUGGCAACCCCUGGGAGAAAGCCCGUCCUGAGUACAUGCUGCCCGUGCACUUCUACGGCCGGGUGGAACACGGUGCUGCCGGUGCCAAGUGGGUCGACACCCAGGUGGUGCUGGCCCUGCCCUAUGACACCCCUGUGCCCGGGUACAUGAACAACACCGUCAACACCAUGCGCCUCUGGUCAGCCCGGGCACCCAAUGACUUCAACCUGCAGGACUUCAACGUUGGAGACUACAUCCAGGCUGUGCUGGACAGAAACCUGGCAGAGAACAUAUCCCGUGUCCUCUACCCCAAUGACAACUUUUUCGAGGGGAAGGAGCUGAGGCUGAAGCAGGAGUACUUCGUGGUGGCUGCCACUCUCCAGGACAUCAUCCGACGCUACAAAGCCUCCAAAUUCGGGAGCACGGAGAGCGUCCGGACUGUGUUUGAUUCCUUCCCUGACCAGGUUGCCAUCCAGCUGAACGACACACACCCUGCCAUGGCCAUCCCUGAGCUGAUGAGGAUUUUUGUGGACAUCGAGAAGCUGCCAUGGAACAAGGCCUGGGACAUCACCAAGCAAACCUUUGCCUACACCAACCACACAGUGCUGCCUGAAGCCCUGGAGAGGUGGCCCGUGGACCUGGUGGAGAAGCUGCUCCCCAGACACCUGCAGAUCAUCUAUGAGAUCAACCAGAGACACCUGGAUCACAUUGCAUCCCUCUAUCCUAAUGACGUGGACCGGCUGAGGAGGAUGUCCCUGAUAGAGGAGGAAGGCACCAAGAGGAUCAACAUGGCCCAUCUCUGCAUCGUGGGCUCCCACGCUGUCAAUGGCGUGGCCAGGAUCCACUCUGAAAUUGUCAAGACUGAGGUGUUCAAGGACUUCGCAGCCCUGGAGCCAGAGAAGUUUCAGAACAAAACCAACGGCAUCACCCCACGGCGCUGGCUCCUGCUCUGCAACCCGGGGCUGGCAGAGCUCAUUGCAGAGAAAAUAGGGGAGGAGUACGUGCGGGACCUGAGCCAGCUGACAAAGCUGCAGGAGUUUGUGGAUGAUGAGCUCUUCAUCCGAGAGGUUGCCAAAGUGAAGCAGGAGAACAAGGUGAAGUUCGCUCUGUACCUGGAGAAGGAGUACAAAGUGAAGAUCAACCCUUCCUCCAUGUUCGACGUGCAUGUGAAGAGGAUCCACGAGUACAAGAGGCAGCUGAUGAACUGUCUGCACAUCAUCACCAUGUUCAACCGCAUCAGGAGGGAUCCCUCAAAGGUCUUUGUGCCAAGGACGGUGAUCAUCGGGGGCAAGGCUGCUCCAGGAUAUCACAUGGCAAAAAUGAUCAUCAAGCUCAUCAAUGCUGUGGCUCACGUGGUGAACAAUGACCCUGCUGUGGGGAACAAGCUGAAGGUCAUCUUCCUGGAGAACUACAGAGUCUCCCUGGCAGAGAAAGUGAUCCCUGCUACUGACCUGUCAGAGCAGAUCUCCACAGCAGGCACGGAGGCAUCUGGCACAGGGAACAUGAAGUUCAUGCUGAACGGGGCUCUGACCAUCGGCACCAUGGAUGGAGCCAACGUGGAGAUGGCUGAGGAGGCGAGAGGAAACCUGUUCAUCUUUGGCAUGAGGGUGGAGGACGUCAUGGAGCUGGACAAGGAAGGGUACAACGCCCAGGGGUACUACAACCGGCUCCCCGAGUUGAAACAAGCCAUCGACCAGACAGAUGGCUUCUUCUCCCCAGAGGAGCCUGACCUCUUCAAAGAUGUGGUCAACAUGCUCUUCCACCAUGACCGGUUUAAAGUCUUUGCAGACUAUGAGGCUUAUGUCAAAUGCCAGGAGAAGGUCAACGAGCUCUACCUGAAUUCCAAGGCAUGGACCAAGAUGGUGAUCAAGAACAUCGCUGCGGCCGGCAAGUUCUCCAGUGACCGGACCAUCAAGGAAUAUGCCCGGGAUAUCUGGCACGUGGAACCCUCUGACCUGAAGAUCCCACCCCCCAACGAGCCCCGGGAUGCUGUUGAGGACAAGACCCUCAAUGGCAGGGUGGCAUAGGGGCCUGGGGCCACCACCGGGGGACACGAGCACGUAAAAUGGUCCUUGCUGCUGUCUAAUGUCUCUGUGGCUGCUGUUGGCCAUGCCAGGGAUGGGGAAGGAGGGGAAGAGGGGUGGGAUUUUGGUGAGGGAAGCGUGGUGGGGAAAGCAAACCCGUUUGGUCACCCUGUCACUGCAGAGGGGCUAAAAAUAAAGUGCCACCAGAGUCCAAA
This is a messenger RNA of Calypte anna (Anna's hummingbird), 2934 nucleotides long. RefSeq names its product glycogen phosphorylase L (gene PYGL). Gene Ontology annotation, cellular component: cytoplasm. The record is from RefSeq and is a predicted model, not a curated record. NCBI's taxonomy places the organism in Eukaryota, Metazoa, Chordata, Aves, Apodiformes, Trochilidae. Gene Ontology annotation, molecular function: pyridoxal phosphate binding; glycogen phosphorylase activity. Gene Ontology annotation, biological process: glycogen catabolic process.